UCUGAAAUCCUCAGUUUGUUUCUCAUAGUCCAUAUCCUAUGCAUUCUUCUAAAGUUUGUAGUUUUAGCUUUGACGUUUAGAUCUUUGGGACAUUUUGAAUUGAUGCUUAUGUAUGGUGUGAGGUUGGGAUUCCACUUCAUUAUUUGCAUAUGGCUACCCAGGUGCCCAGCACCACUACUGAGUAGUCUUCCCUGCUUCUCUUGAUGGAUAAAGCACGAUGAUACCCCAGCCUGGUGGCCCAGCAGAGCCAAGGCUGUCUUCCUUGGAAUUGGCUGCAAUCACCUCAGACUCAGCCAAGACCCUCAAGGAGCAGCAGCAGAGGGUGGUGGCUUCCUGUCUUCAGUGCAUCUUUCAAGGGGCAUGACUGAGGGGCCUCUCCACUUCAAGGUCAUGCCUCUCCUUUUUUUUUUUUUUUUUGACAUGAGAAAGCCUUUUCUUUUUUAUCACAUGUUUUUUAACUCACUGAGAACUUGUUCUGAGGUUGUACUGAGUCCCUAUCGUUCUCCAGGCCAGGGUCCUGGCCAGUAUAGAGUAGAGGGGGGCCCUGCCUACUCCCACUGAGUUGAGGCCAUUUUGAUGUUGACAGGCUCCCUAACCACUGACUGAUAUCCAGCAGGUACCCCUCUGACCUCAGGUUGCUAUUCUCCCACCUUUGCCUUUCUCAGGCAGAUCCACACCUUGUGGCUUUUUCCUAGCUUAGACACGGGAGUGAGAUGGGGAGAUGGUUCCUUCUUGAGGUUCCCCUUUCUUUUGCCUAGUUGAAAUUCAGGUUGUUGAUUCCCUAUUAUUCUGUCCAUCAAGGCUGCUUGGCACUUGGCACUCACACUGCUGUGUUGAGUUCUCCACCCCUUACCACACAGACGGGUCAGAAGUGUGCAUAGUGCUGAAGUGUGCGGUCCUCUGGGCUCAGUGUCCCCGGCCAUACUCCUGGCCCCUUGCCCAGUGUCGGGUGGAUGGGUAGGUGGGCAGGCAUUUACCCUGAAUUCCCACAGUGGGGUCUCUGCACUGGUUGGGCUGUCCGCUUCCCUGCAGGGACCUAUGGACUAAGCAAUGCACUGCUGGAGACACCCUGGAGGAAGCUGUGCUUUGGAAAGCAGCUCUUCCUGGAGGCCGUGGAGCGGAGCCAGGCACUCCCCAAGGAUGUCCUCAUUGCCGAGCUCCUGCAUGUGCUCAACAAUGACGAGGCGCAGCUGCCAGACCCAGCCAUUGAGGACCAGGGCAGGGAGUACGUGCAGCCCUUUCUGAGCAAGUAUGCAGCUGUGUGUGUGCGCUGCCCAGGCUAUGGCACCAGAACCAACACGGUCAUCCUCGUGGACACGGACGGGCACGUGACCUUCACAGAGCGUAGCAUGCUGGACAAGGACCCCUCCUGCUGGGAGACCAGCACCCACGAGUUCAAGCUGCAGAGCUAACCCCUCUCCCUGGGUGUGGCCAUUGGGCUCCUGGAAGGCCCUGCCUCGAGGACCAGUGUGGAUAGAAACCUUCCGUAGCCACAUGCACUGCCUGUGACUUGGCCAGCAUCCCCCAGGACCAGGGCCCUCUGGUGUUUCUGUGACCUGUCUGUGUCUGUGUGUCCAGCUCAGGGUCUGCCCUUAUGCCAGAGGGAGUGACACAGUCCUGCAGCCAGGCCUGGGGCAGGCCCAGGUAUGCUGUGUGUGUGUGAAGGCACCUGGGCCUGCCCCCUGUCCAAGCACAGAGGCACAUUCAAGGCACAUGUUUCCAUGCACACCUGCAGGUGCACGGGCACACGCACACAUGCACACACACGUACAGGCAACAGAUAGGCACUCACACGCUCAAAUGUACACACAGUCCCCGGCAUACACACGUAUGCAUGCCAGACAUGUGGCAGAGAUGUGCCUCUCACAUCUGCAUGUGCUUCUGGCCAGUGGGUCUUUGCUUUGAUCCAAACAACAGGGUGUAGACUUUUGUUUAAAAGUGGCUCCCUUUCUCCUGGGCGUAGUCCACUUCUGGACAAUUAGACUUGCUCUUGGAGAGGAGAGGCCCCAUUUGGAAUGAGAAAUGAGAACAACCCAAGAAAAACCCACUGUCAUAACAGAAGCACAAGCUGGUUGGUGGUUCUUUGUGCUCUGCGGAGGCAGGGGGGGGUCUCCUGUGUGCAUGGGGUGGUCCUGCAUGAUGCACCAGGGGUCCUGUGUAUGCUGGGGCACCUUGGUAGGCUCUCAGGCACCUACCUGCCCUUUGGGGGGUCAUGGGUAGGCCCUCUCAGUGAAGGGACACAGCCAACACUUGCUAUUUCCCUUCUCCUUGGGGAGUCAGACUUCACAGGAAUCUGUACUUGAAUGUGAGACCUUGUUAAUAAAACUCUGAGGCUGUGGUGAGUCAGUGCAUUUCAGGUCCUUGUGUGAUGGGGGACAACUGUGCAAGGGGUCAGUAGGGCUGCUCUCCUGGUCUGCAGGAGCUCCCAAAGCACACUUACCAGAACAAGCCUCUUCCCACUUUCUUCUUUUGCUCAUGGGUUCCUGAGCACCAUGAUGGAAACCCGAGGGUCCAUCGACCUGUCCAUCUGUCUGUCCUUGGGCAGAGGCUGGGGUUAGAGAGAGCCUGUAUGCACGAUACACGGUAGGUGCAAGUUACAGGGCCUCCUGAGCUGGGCUAAGGAGCCAGGGACUCAUCUGGGUAUAGUGAGGAGCCCUUGGGGACCUCCCCAGGGAGUGGUGUGGUCAGGCCUGCACUUGGGAUGGACUGUGGAGGCCAGGGGAUGGUAGGAAUGGAUGGGUUUCAGGGCAAGGGGGCAAGUGGAGUCUGUCUCAACCCCAGGACCCUGGUUUGCGGCAAGCACUCAGGAAGAAGCUCCUGUCCCUAGCCCAGGCUAAGCAUCAAGGGGUCCCAUGUGUGUCCAGUGCUGAGACCCAGGCUUCCAUCUGCUUUUGCAGCUUACCCCCAACUUGGCCUUCUCAGAGCCAGUGAGAACUCAGGGUGGGGUGUGGACCUGCACCUGGCCCCACUUGCCAUCUCAGCCCUUCCCUCUUCUCACCCUGAGCACCGCUCAGGGGCAUGAUGCUCUCCUUGGCUCAUUUUGAACUCAGAGGAAAAGUGUUUGAGCACAGUCAGGUUUGAAUGGGGCCCCCAGUGGUGGCGUAGCCCACACCCCCAGGCCCAGGGGCAAACACUUAUUGGCUGAGCCACACCAAGCCAGGCUCCCAGCCCGGGCACUGCUGAUGCCCUUCGCCUGCCUCAGUGCCCCACACCAGCACCCACCCUGGCCAGGCAUGUCUGCCCUCAUGGGGCACCACUGGGCUGGUGCAAAGCCAUCUGGAGAACUUUCCCUGAUGUUUGUCUCUACCCCAGGGACAGGGCCUGCGCAGGGAUACCCCAGCCCUCAGCCUGCCCAGGGCUCCCCAAGUGCCUGAGUCCCCUGAAGAAGGGGCAGCCCAAGACGUAAUUCUAAUGUUAUGGGUUGAGUUGUGUGCCCCCCAAAAGAUCUGUUGGCAUCCUAGCCCCUGUACCUCAGAAUGUGACCUUGUUAGGGUCUUUUACAGAAGUAAUCAAGAUAAAGUCAUUAGGGUGGAUCCUAAUUAAAUAUGGGCAAUGUCCUUAUAAGAAAGGGGAAAUUUGGACACAGGGACAGACAUGCAUGCAGACAGAAUGCCCUAUAAAGAUGAGCUAUGCUGUCCCAUGCCAAGAAAUUACCAGAAGCUGAGAGACCUGGAGCAGAUCCUUCCCUGGUGCCUUUAGAGGGAGUGUGGCCCUGCCAACACUUUGAUCUCAGACUUCUGGCCUCCAGAACCGUGAGACAAUGAAUUUCUGUGACUUAAGCCACUCAUUUGUGGUACUUUGUUAUCGCAGCUCUAGAAAACUAAUACGGUUGUGACCUUCAUUUCACAGAGGAGGAAACUGAAGCUUGGGGAGAUACCAUAA
Messenger RNA from Ailuropoda melanoleuca (giant panda), 3882 nucleotides. Its product is annotated as transport and Golgi organization protein 2 homolog. The transcript has 3 exons. NCBI's taxonomy places the organism in Eukaryota, Metazoa, Chordata, Mammalia, Carnivora, Ursidae. Gene Ontology annotation, cellular component: Golgi apparatus. Gene Ontology annotation, biological process: protein secretion; Golgi organization. The record is from RefSeq and is a predicted model, not a curated record. The coding region runs from base 954 to 1412 and encodes 152 amino acids.